AAUAAAAAUACAAAAUCCCAGCUUCCAGCACGACGAUGGCCAGCUACGACGGCGUCGCGGUCUCGCCCUCCAAGAAGCAGGCGCUGCUUGGCGACGCUGCACCUCUCCGCAUCGUCGUCGUCUCGGGCAAGGGCCUCGUCGCGCUCGGCAGCGACGGCCUCACGAGCAACUGCAUGUGCGAAGCCACGCUCAUCCUGCGCGGAGGCAAGACCACGACGACCAAAACCAAGGUCGCCAAGAUGACGCGCAACCCGCUGUGGCACUGCCCCGUGGCCUUGGACGCGCAUGCUGUCGCCGACAUUGAGAGCCUCCAGAUCGCGGUGCGCCACGUCUCGGGCUUUACGUCCAAAGAGAUGGGCGUCGCCGUGAUCCCGAGCGACUUUUUCCUUGGCGAGCAAAACGCCGAGCAGUGGUUUGACCUCGCGCCCACGUCGACCAUGAUGCGCCAGACGUCGUUCCGCGAAGAUCGGCCGUACGGCCAAGUGUGCGUGAGCUUGUCCUCAACUACGGCGCCGCGGUCGCAGGGCAACUCGUCUGUACUCUCCGCAUCGUCGAGCGUUCCGGCCGCUGCUUCGUCCGAUGCAUCGGUCGUGCGCAAGCAUGAUCCUGUCGCCGAGCUCGUUGCCGUCCGCAACUGCCACCAGUCGCUGCCGCAGCCAGGCGAGACGUGGUAUGUCAUCGCCGCGUCGUGGGUUGAAGCAUGGCUCACCUUUGUGGCCAAGAAGUCCAAUGACGCGCCCGGCGAGGUCGCCAACCAGAGCCUCCUGGACCCCACAACCGGGCGGCUUCGCGCCACGGUGCAUCUCAAGACGGACGCGCGGCUUAUCGAUCCGCAGAGCUGGGCGCUCUAUCGUCGUUGGUACGGCGGCGGUCCUGUCAUCGCGGUGCAGGUCCCGACCGACGUCCGCAGCGUCGGGCGCUGGAUGGCCAAGCUCGAUCUGCCGUCCGUCGCCGUCGUUCACGCCCCGUAGUGCUCUUAUAUCUAUCAGCUGUGCUUUUGUGCAUCUCUAACACUUGAAUGAAUCUGUCGUGGUCGCCCGUCUGGUC
Molecule: messenger RNA, 1047 nt
Organism: Saprolegnia diclina VS20
Lineage: Eukaryota; Oomycota; Saprolegniomycetes; Saprolegniales; Saprolegniaceae
Exons: 4
Coding region: 36-971 (311 amino acids)
Molecular function (GO): cysteine-type deubiquitinase activity
Source: RefSeq, a predicted model, not a curated record